AUGUCAAACAGUAACGGCCACUCCCUAGAAAGGGGUAUCUGGGCCGCGGUGAUCAUUGCGGCGCUGAUCGUUGUCUUGAGGGUCUUUGCAAAGAUUAAGAUCAAGCGGUUUUACGCCGACGAUGUCUUGAUGAUCAUUGCACAGAUUCUUAUCAUUGCAUCGACGGUCUUCCUCAGUCUUUGCGUGGAACAUGGCUUCGGUGGUGAUCUCACCAAGUUGGCUACGCAGGACUCUGAGCUAGUCUUAAAAUAUAUCGCUAUCCAGGUUCCUCUCGUUACAUUCAGCACCACCAUCGCCCGUUCCGGAUUCAUUAUCUACCUCUGCGCGGUUCUCGGCACGAACAAAUCAUACAAGAUUGCUCUUUGGGUGGUUCUGGCGAUUGGGGCAGCGGGAAAUAUCACUUCGGCAGUGCUGCCUCUGAGCAUCUGUCGCGAUGUGAGGGCGUUGUGGGACCUCGAGGCGGCUAUGAAUACCACUUGUGGUGACACUGCAGCGGUCAUCAAGUUCGCCUAUUACUCUAACACUUUCAACUCGGCCACUGAUCUCUUCCUCGCGGUCUUCCCCACGGUGGUUUUCUGGAAUCUCAAUCUCAAACUGCGCAUCAAGAUCGGCCUUAUCGUUCUUUUGAGUAUGGGUUUCAUUGCGAUGAUUGCCUCCAUUAUCAAGACCACGAAACUGAACCAGCUUCCCGGCAUUACUAACCUUGGUGCCACUGGCGGCGUUGAACUGAUUCGCUGGGGUUACGUCGAGAACGCUAUCAUUAUCAUCACUUCCUCUAUUCCUUGCAUUCGCCCCUUGGUUAUAUCCUCCGUCCGAAAAUUCUCCAGCGUCACCCGUUCCUACGAACUCUCUGGACCUUUCAGCGCUCACCGCACUGCGGGAAACGAGACGAACCACUCCAAAAUGGCACGACGAUUCAACAAGUCUCACAACUUGGAGAAUGGCAGCGUCGAGCGAAUCCUGGAUCACAGUACGCACACCAGCACUACCAUCGGUGGACGACCCGACACGCCUGAGAGGGAGUACCCCGGUAUCACCAAACAGGUCGAAAUCUCGGUGAUUUCUGAUGAUCAACAUCGGAGACUUUGA
Molecule: messenger RNA, 1089 nt
Organism: Penicillium cataractarum
Lineage: Eukaryota; Fungi; Ascomycota; Eurotiomycetes; Eurotiales; Aspergillaceae
Exons: 4
Coding region: 1-1089 (362 amino acids)
Source: RefSeq, a predicted model, not a curated record